AUGACCCUUUUAUCUCCUCAUUUGGAGCAUAGAACGUCUACAGAAUCCUAUCUUACUCAGAUAUUAGAGCAUAUGUAUCUACUGACAUAUAGGACCUACAAUUUAACGUCGAAUCUAAACGGCACUGAUAAUCAUAGAUCUUUUGAAUUACCAGGUGGAACCAUUUUCGACUCCUUGAACGCGAAAAAUCGCGUUUGGGCUCAGAUAAACCAGAUUACAUCAGAUUCAAUAGAACCAAUUUGAGAUAGUAAAUGCCCGAGAAUUGUUAGUCGAGAGGAAUGGAAUGCCAGGGAUCAUCUCAAUUUCGAAAUUAUGCCAAUAAGACCAGUACCAUACGUGGUGGUCCAUCACGGAGGUAUACCUAAGUACUGUCAGGAUCAGGAGUCGUGCUCUAAACUCGUUAAAGACUAUCAAGAUCUGCAUCUGGAUGAACGGGGCUGGUGGGAUAUUGGAUAUAAUUUCAUCAUUGGCGAAGACGGUAACGUUUACAAGGGUCGCGGUUGGCAUUAUACUGGCGCGCAUGCAAUUGGAUAUAACACCCAGAGUAUUGGCAUAUGCAUCAUAGGAGAUUUCAGCGACUUUCUUCCGAACGAGGCCGCCCUGAAAGCAUUGAAGAAGCUGAUAGAUUGCGGAGUUUCACUCGGCAAGAUAAGAAAUAACUACAACGUGAUUGGUCAUCGACAAGUGCGAGACACGGUAUGCCCUGGCGAAAGUUUUUACAGGCACGUAGUUAACCUUCCCCGUUGGACUGCAAAUCCAAUACCUCACAUACGUACAACCACCACAACAAAGCCGAUAGAUAACAUCGUAGAGGAAAAUAGCCAUGGUGGUCAAAGAUCGUGCUCCGUGCAAUAUCUUGAAUUAAGAGUGCUUAUAUAUUGCGCAUCAAGUUGUAAACCGUAUCAGUACCGUUUGCAAGUCAAAAUGUACAUCGCGACGACGACUAUAUUAAUUUUCGUGACAAUCUGUGUGACACUGAUCGCCGCCCAGGAGAUUGCUGCUAAUAGUCCAAACAUCAUUUCUAGAGCAGAAUGGGGCGCUUUACCACCUAAAUCGCAAUCUAAUCUUAAAUUAAAACCAGCACCUUAUGUAAUCAUUCAUCAUUCAGUUGGCUCUGGUUGCGAAACUCAAGCUAUAUGUCAGUUAAAAGUGAGAGAAUUCCAGAGAUACCAUAUAAAUAACAGAGGAUGGACCGAUAUUGGUUAUAAUUUCCUAGUCGGUGAAGACGGAAAUGUGUACGAGGGUCGCGGAUGGGGCAAGAAAGGCGCUCAUUCUAAACCUUUCAACAGCAAGAGUAUUGGAAUUUGCAUCAUCGGAGAUUACAGAAACCGAACACCAAAAGCAGCGGCGGUACAAGCAGCGACUAACUUGAUUGCUUAUGGAGUAGAAAACGGUGAAAUAAAGAGUGAUUACAAGCUUCUUGGACAUCGACAAACCUGGCCAACCGAAUGUCCCGGAGAUAGUCUUUACACAAUGAUAAAGUCAUGGCCUCAUUGGUCCGAAAAUCAAUAAACAAUAAUGUACAUUUUACUUAAUACAACGUGAAAUAAAAGUUUUUUUCAUCAGUCACGAUAAAAACGAUCACAAACCAUAAUUGUGUAAUCGAUUAACAAUUAUAUGAACAUUUAUACAAA
Cyphomyrmex costatus is the source of this 1634-nucleotide messenger RNA. RefSeq names its product peptidoglycan-recognition protein LF-like. Lineage: Eukaryota; Metazoa; Arthropoda; Insecta; Hymenoptera; Formicidae. Gene Ontology annotation, molecular function: zinc ion binding; N-acetylmuramoyl-L-alanine amidase activity. The record is from RefSeq and is a predicted model, not a curated record. Gene Ontology annotation, biological process: peptidoglycan catabolic process. The transcript has 9 exons.